UCCGGCGACUCUGUUCGCGCAGCGUUGAGCUAGGCGGGCUGCUGAUGGUUGGGCAUAGGCCGUCUGUGGUGAGGAAGGCGUGAUUUGGAGGAAGAAGGAGGGAGUCCAAGGCCGGUUUUAGUCGCGGUCACCGAUGGGGCCGCUUAAGGGCCGGGCUGCGCGGUUCUCAUCCGUCUAGACCGCCCGACAGGCCGCUGGGGCCGGCGGUGCCCGCGCGGAGCAGCCGUGGUCCUGCUGGGAGGGCGCGUCCGCGGGGUCUUUGUGGCCAUUGUGCUCGCCUGUCCCUCACUGUGCAAGCGGCCCUUGUGACUUUUCUCCCAAAAGAAAAGAGUUUUUGCUGUUGGGAGCGGCCCAGGCUCCGCCCCGUCACUCGCGGCCUCCUGGACCCGACCGGUGAGCGUUGUGGAAAGUUGGUUCAGCGGGGCCUGUGUUUCCUUUCGUUGGGGAAGAGGCUGUUUCAUCUGAGAAUGUGGCUUUGUCUGCGCUCGUCUUUUAUUCCGGACACACUGUCUUAGUAGGCAGAUUCUUAAGUUGCACUGAAGUGGUCUUGGCAUCAAAUUUUGCAUCAGGCAAGUUUCACCAUCAGUGUCCCAGGAUGGCAGCCAUUGAUUUGACCCAUGAUCUUUCUAGAGAUCAUUUCCCCCUUCAUGAGGAAAACACAGAGGCAGAAAGGAUGGUGGCUGUCUGGCUGAAAAAUUAUCAUCGGAUUGCAGUGACCUUUGACGAUGUGGCAGUGGACUUCACCCAGGAGGAGUGGAUGUUACUGGACCUCGCUCAGAGAAACCUGUACAGAAGCGUGAUGCUGGAGAACUACCAGAACCUGGUCACAGUAGAAUAUCAACUGUCGAAACCUAAGCUGAUUGCUUGGUUAGAACAAGAGCUCAGGGCAGUGGAGCAGAGUGUUUUCCAAGAAUGGGAAACAGGACUUCAAACUAAAGGGUCAGCAUCUCACCAUGAUUUUUUUGGAGGAAAAACAGCCAGUGAAAUACAGAAAGAGAGGACCCACCAUGGAGCAGAACUCUCUGACUGUGAGCAAAGUGGGAAAGUCUUGAGGAAACACUUCAACCUUAAGACACACGUGAGAACUCAAUAUAGAGAGAACACUUUUGAGUGUCACCCGUAUCACAAUGGCUUCCUUACUCCGCAAAAGAAAAACUGCACUAGAGAGAAGCUUUCCAAGUUGAAUCAGUGUGGUAAAACUUUGAGCCAGACUCCACAUAUCGUGUAUGAGAGAACCAGCCUGGCAGAGAAGUCUCUGGAAUGCAGCGACUGUGGGAAGACGUUCAUUAGUCACUCCCACUUUCAGGCGCACAUGAGAACUCACAGUGGAGGAGAUCUCGAUGAAUGGAAGCCGUUUAUAAGAGCGUCAGUUUUCUCAGCAGGCCAUACUGAGCACGUGCAGACACAUACUGCUCCAGAACCCCAUGAACGUAAACAAUGUGGGAAGUCUUACACAGAUUCCAAGUGCCUCAAUAAUCACAUCAUUCGACUUCACGCUGGAAUAAAACCCUUUGAAUGUAGUGAAUGUAGGAAAGCCUUCACUACGUCCUCACGCCUUUAUGUGCAUUUGAGAAUUCACACUGGAGAGAAACCCUAUCGAUGUAAAGAGUGUGGGAAACACUUCCAGUGGCCCUCACUCCUUCGCAAACAUGUUCGAACUCACAGUGGUGAGAAGCCCUAUAAAUGUAAGGAAUGUGGAAAAGCCGUCAGCCGUUCGUCCGUUCUUAAUGAACAUUUAAGAAUUCACACUGGAGAGAAGCCGUAUAAAUGUAAGGAAUGUGGGAAACGUUUCGCUUGGCUCUCGGUCCUUCGUAAACAUGUUCAAACUCACAGUGGUGAGAAGCCUUAUAAAUGUAAGGAAUGUGGGAAAUCCCUCAGUAGUUCCUCAAUUCUUAAUGAACAUUUGAGAAUUCACACUGGAGAGAAGCCGUAUAAAUGUCAGGAAUGUGGGAAAGCCUUCACUAAUUCCUCACGACUUAGUGUACACUUGAGAACUCACACUGGAGAGAAACCCUAUCAAUGUAAGGAAUGUGGGAAAGCUUUCGUUUGGCCCUCAGUCCUUAAAAAACAUUUACGAACUCACGGUGGAGAGAAGCCCUAUGAAUGUGGUGAAUGUGAGAAAGCACUUGGUAGUUCCUCAUAUCUUCAUGAACAUUUGAGACCUCACACUGGAGAGAAACCCUUUCAAUGUGGUGAAUGUGGGGAAGCCUUUAGGACUUUCUCCUAUUUUCAUAGCCAUUUGCGAAAUCAUUCUAGAGAGUAAGCACUCUGGGCAAGCUUUCACUACUGCUUUCAUCUGGAGCCAACACUAAGAAUCCACACUGGAGAGAAGCCCUGUUAAUGUAAAGAAUGUGGGAAAGACCUCACUUGGUCCUCCAACCUUCACAAACAUAUACAAACUCACAGUAGAGGGAAGCCCUAUGAGUGUACAGAGUGUGGGAAAGCCUGCACUACUUCCACAACUCCAGAUACACAUUUGAAGUCCCACUGGAGAGAAGCCCUUUGAAUGUACACACAGAGAGGAGACCACUGUUUGCUCAAGCUUAACUCCAUGUGUAAAAAUUGGCACCACAGAGCAACUCCUUGGACAUAAAGGAUAUGGGAAAGCCUUCGCAUCAUGGUCACAACACCUAAAAAUGCAUCACAGAUAGGUAUGCACAGAAUAAUUGUGACCAAAUUUGUUAUCCAGUUCAUUUCAAAAACAUGAACACCACAUUGUAGGGAAACUGUAUGAAUAUGAGGAAUGUAGAAAAGUCUCCAGGUGUCCCAUUGAAUACAUGAAAGAACUCACUAAUUAGAUGCCCUAUGAAGUUAAGCAAUGUGGGAAGGCAAUCGGUCUCCUAAAAACCAUGCUGGAGAAACAGUGAAGUGGUUAAAUGUAAGAGAUGUGUGGAACUCAGCUUACAGGGUGGGUUUAUAGAUCUCCUUUGAACAUGAGCCCCUCUUCCCUGACCAUUUUUGGGAAGGGUCUGGCUUUCUGCCCCUGAGAGCAAUGCUAGUCUAGUUUCUACACCUGGAUUGCAGCCUGGCCCCAAGUGCGACUACUACUAUUAGACUUAAUGCUGUUGAAGCCACCUGGGUUGCCUAGUUAUAUGGACCUUGUCUAAUACUGUGAAGACGGUGAGCAGUUAAAAUAGUUCACUGCUCACAGAGUCCAUUUACAGUGCCUCAUGGGGGUGAAUGUGGGGGGUAUAUGUCUCUAAAUUUCCUGAAGAUGCUCUUGUCCCUCUCUCAUACCUGAUCUUUCUGGGCCCG
Messenger RNA from Hyaena hyaena (striped hyena), 3255 nucleotides. Its product is annotated as zinc finger protein 426-like. Gene Ontology annotation, biological process: regulation of transcription by RNA polymerase II. The record is from RefSeq and is a predicted model, not a curated record. Bases 596 to 2263 code for a protein of 555 amino acids. Lineage: Eukaryota; Metazoa; Chordata; Mammalia; Carnivora; Hyaenidae. Gene Ontology annotation, molecular function: DNA-binding transcription factor activity; RNA polymerase II cis-regulatory region sequence-specific DNA binding. The transcript has 7 exons.